This is a messenger RNA of Enterobius vermicularis (human pinworm), 651 nucleotides long. The record is from the annotation of a GenBank genome assembly. Lineage: Eukaryota; Metazoa; Nematoda; Chromadorea; Rhabditida; Oxyuridae.
AUGCUUGGCACCCAGCAUAAUUGUAAUUCUCGUAACGAGCUCAAAGGGAAUUUGUGGGAUAGAUAUAUGUGGCUAUUCACUAGUGGCGGUGGCAGACACGUUCCGGGAAUUUGUCUGGCUCCAAAUAAGUCAAAGAAUAAUCUGUAUGGCGAAAUGAACUACGACGAUCUGAAUGUGCAUGAUAUGACUUUGCUAUUAAACUGUGUGUGUCCAAACUUGUACCAACUAUAUCCCUCUCCAAUACUUUUAUCUCAUCUUCCAGUUUUGCUGCCGCUAGCCAGGAGAUUGGAAAUGCCAAAUUUGUUACUCUGCUGUGAGAAAGUUUUGGAAGACGACUUAGAAAAUGAUAUGAAUCACCCUCGAAACCUCCUAAUUAGUUUAGAUUUCGCAAUCAAAUAUGAUUUUAAUGUUGAACUACAAGCCAGAUUAUUACGGCGUUUGCUCAGGGGAACGUUUCCGGAAGACAUAACCAAUGAAAAUUUAUUUUACGAAAAAACUGGACAUAUCAUAGCACUUGCACAUAUCCAGUUUCUUAAGAAGCGGUUCAGUCAUGCGUCACCAAAGAUCGUAGAAGGCGGAGAAGAAAACGGUCCAGCCAGUGGAAGAAACGACGAUGCGCAUUUUUGCUAUGGCCUUAAGGAGCGGUCUUAG